AUGACAGAAAGAAAUCAUUGUGCGAUUGCCGUUCAAUUAAACGAUUCCACCGUUUACACAAUGCUCAACACAGUUCACUUGAUCACGUGUGUGCUGAGUAUCGUGCUGGCUUUUCGUCUACAAAAUGCCUGGCAUUCAAGAGUCUACUUUCAUGCAAAUGUCAAGAUGCUCUUGACAACAAUGCUUUGUCUAGCCGUCGUGCACGCGAUCACGAUGAGCUCUUUUUUGUUCCUCAACUUAUUCUCUUGGUUGUUCGCUGAUGAUUCGUGUGAUUCAUUGAUGUUUAAUGGAACGAUGUGUCUUUUCUUAAGACAUCCAACCAAUGUCUGCAUUGCCGGCCUUGUGCUCUGUCAACUGUCAAUAGCCGUCGAAAGAGUGGUAGCCACUUGGAUUGGUCCCGAGUACAACACUUAUUCGAACAAAAUUGGAAGGAUUCUUUCAGUUUCGACGAUAGUCUGUUCAAUCGUUCUCCUCGGUCCUCUGCUCGCCUCAGAGACGACAGAGGAGAAACAAAUCAAUUGUGGUUUCCCGUCAAGUGCGGCAGCCACGCACAAUUGGAUGUUGAUGCUGGAACUUCUCGCAAUCGAUGUCCUUUCCGUUCUCGUCUUUUUAAUCGUCUAUGGUGUAAGCAAAUAUAUGAAAACAGGAGCAAUGUUUCAAUUGGAGAGACGAUAUCAAAUCAAUGAAACGCUUUACGUGACAAAGCUUUUGUUACCAGUGACAUUCGUGCAUUUUCUUCUUUUCGCCAUUCUCUGUUCAGCGAUCAUUUUCAUUGAGAUGAUUUUCGAGGACGCUUUUACUAUUAUUUAUUAUGAAGUGAUUUUCUAUACAGCUCCAUUCUACACAGUUCUUUUCCCAUUAAUCAUACUUCAUGUCAUCAAGCAAUUAGAUCAAAAUCGGAAAGAAAAGAUCACCGUCUUGGUCUCCGAGGAGGUCUCGGGUCAACCGGGCACUCGAGCUCAUUUCGAGAGUCUCGAUCGAAUGUGGGGCUGCAGUACGCCGGUGAAAGGGGGAAGUCCCCGACCGACACCUGUA
Molecule: messenger RNA, 1035 nt
Organism: Mesorhabditis belari
Lineage: Eukaryota; Metazoa; Nematoda; Chromadorea; Rhabditida; Rhabditidae
Source: the annotation of a GenBank genome assembly